Sodiomyces alkalinus F11 is the source of this 1691-nucleotide messenger RNA. RefSeq names its product UDP-galactose transporter. Gene Ontology annotation, molecular function: antiporter activity; GDP-mannose transmembrane transporter activity. Gene Ontology annotation, biological process: transmembrane transport. Lineage: Eukaryota; Fungi; Ascomycota; Sordariomycetes; Glomerellales; Plectosphaerellaceae. Bases 352 to 1518 code for a protein of 388 amino acids. The record is from RefSeq and is a predicted model, not a curated record. Gene Ontology annotation, cellular component: Golgi apparatus. The transcript has 4 exons.
CGGCAAUAAACCUUGCCCAGACCAAACCAACUUUCUCCCUCUCUCUCUCUGACGAUCACGACAACGACGACCAAGACGACGACCACGACGACGACGUCGACAACAAACGACAGCGACGACGACGUCAACGGCAUCUCGUCUUUUCUUCCUCCGACAUAACCCGCCUUGAUCGUAAUCGAUAGCCACAGAUUACCCCAGCGCAGCACAGCAUCCAUCGACUCAACUUUCGGCACGACCAUACGUCGUCCAUCCGCUCUUUCCCCCCUCUGCUUUUCGGACAUUCCUCUCGCUCGCUCGCUCGCUCGCUCGCUCUCGAUCGCGUGCAUCAUCUAAUACAACAUAAUACACAUCAUGGCCGGCCACUUGAGGAAAAAGGAGGACGACUCGUCGCCGUACGUUGAGAGGAUGUCCUUCGAGGACAAGGAAGACGAUGGCCUCAUGAGCCAGUCUCGCCCUGCCGUCGCUGCCGUUUUCCCUGCCGGCUUGUCACAGUCCCUGCACAAGGUCGACGAAAGUGGUACCAUCUCUAUUCUGGCGUACUGCGCCUCGUCCAUCAGCAUGACUGUUGUCAACAAGUAUGUCGUGUCGGGCGAUUUCUGGAACCUCACGUUCUUCUAUCUCGCCGUUCAGUCGAUCGUUUGUAUCGGAGCCAUCCUUAUAUGUAAACGACUCGGCAUGAUCAAGAACUUGGCGCCCUUUGAUCCGGAAAAGGGGAAGAGGUGGUUCCCCGUCUCGUUCCUCCUCGUCGGCAUGAUCUACACGAGCAUCAAGGCCCUCCAAUUUCUCUCCGUGCCAGUAUACACCAUCUUCAAGAACCUCACCAUCAUCGCCAUCGCCUAUGGCGAAGUCCUCUGGUUCGGCGGCAGCGUCACUCGCAUGGCCCUCCUCUCCUUCAUGCUCAUGGUUUUGAGCUCCGUCGUCGCCGCUUGGGCCGACAUCCAAGCCGCCGUCUCUGGCAAAAUGGGGUCUGGUGACGAUGCCCUCUCGACCCUGAACGCCGGUUACUUUUGGAUGGCCCUGAACGUCAUCUGCACCGCUUCGUAUGUUCUCAGCAUGCGUAAGGUGAUUAAGAAGAUGAACUUUAAGGACUGGGAUACCAUGUUCUACAACAACCUCCUCACCAUCCCCGUCCUCCUCCUGUGCUCCGUCCUGACCGAAGACUGGUCCGGCGCCAACUUCGCCAAGAACUUCCCCGAAGAAUACCGCAACCGCAUCAUCGUCGGCGUCAUCUACUCCGGCCUCGCCGCCAUCUUCAUCUCCUACUGCUCCGCCUGGUGCAUCCGCGUUACCUCGUCCACCACCUAUUCCAUGGUCGGCGCUCUGAACAAGCUUCCCAUUGCCGUCAGCGGUCUCAUCUUCUUUUCGGCCCCUGUGACGACGGGCAGUGUGUCGGCCAUUACCAUCGGUUUCAUCAGCGGCAUCGUCUAUGCGCGGGCCAAGAUUCUGGAGGCCGAGGAGAAGAAGAAUUCUCUCCCCACAUCAGAGAGCUCGGCCGGACGGGACGGGUCCAAGGGGUAGAUCGAGAGCGCCGCUGUUUGACGACGUUUGAGAUUCCUUCGUCGUUAUUUCUUCCGUUGGUGUGCGAUUUCGAUUUCCUUCUUUCCGAGUUCAGAGCUUAUCGGCGUCAUCUAUACUAUUUCCGCGUCGCAUUGGGGGGAUUCGUCUGGUCGAGCGCAUUAUAGACACGUCAA